AUGGAGGGACUCACAUUUCCAAAUGACUGGCGGACGACUAUAACAGAGUUUCUGAAGUCAGGAGCAAUGUCGUCCGAUCGGUCGGAGACGCAUCUGCUCAGAAGGCGAGUUGGUCGGUUCGUCCUCAUCGACGACCAGCUCUACAAAAAAGCAUUCUCCAGGCCUCUGCUUAAAUGCGUUGGCCCGGAGGAUGUGGACUAUAUUCUGCAAGAGGUACACCAAGGCUCAUGCGGCGGGCAUCCGGGCGGUCGCUCGUUGGCGAGGAAGAUUCUUUUGGCAGGCAACUUUUGGCCAACUUUACAGGAGGACGCCGCCCAGACAGUCGCCACAUGCUUAUCCUGCCAACAGUACUACAAUUUCUCACAUCGUCCCGCGGAAGAAUUAAAAACUUCCAUGGUGUUCUGCCCAUUCGACCAAUGGGGUAUGUACAUUGUGGGGACCAUUUCCAAUGGCGACCGGACAGCGAAAGUUCUUGCUAGUUGCAGUGGACUAUUUUUCCUAAUGGAUUGA
Messenger RNA from Zingiber officinale, 510 nucleotides. RefSeq lists its product as uncharacterized. The transcript has a single exon. Bases 1 to 510 code for a protein of 169 amino acids. The record is from RefSeq and is a predicted model, not a curated record. NCBI's taxonomy places the organism in Eukaryota, Viridiplantae, Streptophyta, Magnoliopsida, Zingiberales, Zingiberaceae.